This is a messenger RNA of Arabis nemorensis, 363 nucleotides long. The record is from the annotation of a GenBank genome assembly. NCBI's taxonomy places the organism in Eukaryota, Viridiplantae, Streptophyta, Magnoliopsida, Brassicales, Brassicaceae.
AUGGAGAUCAAAUCCAAAGCCAUUGCUUCUUUGAUCCUCGCUAUAGCCUUAUGCGCUGCCGUUUUAGUCACGCCGGGAGUAGCUCAACCGCAGCCAACAAUUCCCAGUAUAUUCCCACCAAUUUCUCCGAUCGUUCCGAUUAAGUGUUGGUCAGCUCUGUUCAAUGUUCAAGGAUGCGUACUUGAAAUCUACAAUUCGAUUUUCGCUGGCCAAUUUGGUAACAUUGGAGCCACUUGCUGCAAAACGUUUUCCACCAUAGAUGCAAAUUGUUGGCCCCAAAUGUUCCCAUUGAAUCCUUUCUUCCCUCGUCUUCUCAAGGAUAAUUGCGCACGCAUUGUGCCUAAUUCUCCCCCACGCAAUUGA